This is a messenger RNA of Thecamonas trahens ATCC 50062, 297 nucleotides long. RefSeq lists its product as uncharacterized. Lineage: Eukaryota; Apusomonadida; Apusomonadidae. The transcript has a single exon. The record is from RefSeq and is a predicted model, not a curated record. Bases 1 to 297 code for a protein of 98 amino acids.
AUGGAGCCUGAUUCGCAGCCAAGCUGUGGGCCCGGCCCGGCGCUCCUGGUGCUGGCACGCUCGAACGAGCCGCCUGAGGUCAGGGCCAAGGUCAAGGCCGCCAUUCUCGCUCCGACACUCGAUGCCAAGGCUCUGUGGGCGCUCGCCGCCGCCGACCACGUCUCGGAUGACUACGUCAUUCGCAUCGCCCGCGCGCUCGCCGACGCCGAGCCGACCUUGCUCGCCACCGCGCCUGCCGAGGCUUCUGCUGGCGCCAAGUGGACUGACGUUGACAUCGACGUCACCACAGAUGCGUGA